Fusarium odoratissimum NRRL 54006 is the source of this 1755-nucleotide messenger RNA. RefSeq lists its product as uncharacterized. Lineage: Eukaryota; Fungi; Ascomycota; Sordariomycetes; Hypocreales; Nectriaceae. The coding region runs from base 154 to 1755 and encodes 533 amino acids. The record is from RefSeq and is a predicted model, not a curated record. The transcript is spliced from 2 exons.
GGCCAACAACCUGCAGCCUGCAGCCGCCCGGCAGGCCUCAUCAUGCUCCCUAUAAGCGCUCAAGUCGACAUUCCCUGCUUUUUACCUCAUCUCAUCUCGACUUGAACUGAAAUAACAGCUCCUCAUAUUUGUCACUGAUUUGUACACUGCGCCAUGUCCUCGAACUUUUGCAAAGCAUGUUCUGGUAUCUUUCAGGGGCAUUAUGCCCCAACAAAUGUGCUGGCCGAGAAAGACUUGGUUGAUGUUAAGGACACUGAUUUUGGAAUUCCUGGCUUCACAAAAGACGUGACUGAAUGGAGAGUCAGACUGGAAUACGCAACAGGACAAGAUAAACCAACACCAUAUUUCCAUCACAGCCUCCAUGACCUGGCCAAAAAUGCGGCCAAGUGUAGUCUAUGUGCUAUUAUGUCGGAGAGGAUACAGUCGGAUAAACAACCAGCGGCCAUGCCUCAGAGACUGAAAGAGAUGAAGGAAAUGGGGAAGAAUAUAAUUGGAAUCCCCAUCAUCAAGCCAAAGCCGGGAACAUUUUCUGGCAUGUUCACUCUUGGCUUUCUGUAUGUCACUUGGAGUGGACAGAAGUGGCAGGGCCAUACUUUUCAAAUAUACCAGGCCUUUUUAACUGUCGACACUUCAAAAGGAGAUAACCGAUUCAUAUGGAAACCCAAGUACGAUCGCCAAGAAUCGUUGCUACGAAUAAAAAAUUGGCUUAGUUCGUCACCAACGAUAUCAAGAUUGACUCCUCGGCUGCCAACAAGGCUGCUUCACUGCCAACCAUCAGCUAAGCCAGGAGGGGAUCCUACAGUUAAACUAGUCAAUACGAUCGGUUUUGACGUAUCUAUUCGUUACAUCGCCCUCAGCCAUCGCUGGGGCGCAGUACAACCACUCAUGUUGUUGGAGUCUUUGAGAGAUACAUUCUUUAAGAACAUCCCUUUCGAUACGAUCCCACCGACAUUUCAAGACGCCAUCAGAUUGGCCAAUGCGCUGGAAGUUGAGUACAUUUGGAUUGACUCGCUCUGUAUCAUUCAAGAUUCCAAGGAUGAUUGGCAGACCGAAGCUACACACAUGGCUUCUGUUUACUCCCUGGCCUAUGUCACAAUCUCCGCUACUGCUGCCCAAGAUUCUGCAGCCGGCCUCAGAGAACAACAUUCAAUGCUGAAGCAUCCUUGUGAGAUCAUUCCGUCUUGGACAGGGUUUGAGAAUCAGAUUCCACCUGUGCCUGUGAGGAUCGUGAACAGAUCUGCUUUCUGCGACGCAGUUCUUGCCCAGCCCCUGUUUCGUAGGGGAUGGGUCUUCCAAGAAUGGAUCCUAUCGCCAAGGACCAUCCACGUCGCUCGAGACCAGCUCUGGUGGACCUCAGCCUCAGAUAUGACCUCUGGAGGUUUUGCCGCAAACGAGACAUGCGAAGGCUUUGACUUUGACGUUCAUCGGGAAUACAUCCAUACAAUGGCUCCGGGGACCAUAUAUUCGAUGGAAAGCCAAAGUGAGGAGAGUCUUCAGCUCGUGUGGCAUACUUUACUGCAAGAAUACAUGUCACGCUCGCUGACAUUUGAGUCCGAUCGCUUGGUAGCAUUUGUCGGUAUUGCUAGCUUUUAUCAGAGUCAAGCGAAGAUUAAAGCAAACUCGUAUUUGGCAGGAAUAUGGCGCCAUAUUCUCCUUCAAGAUCUAUUAUGGACUAACGUCGGAUACGGGGAAACCGGCCACCCCCAGAAACCGGCCACCCUCAGCAAAACACCAAAAAUGAGAUCGCAAUUGUAA